CCGGAGCCACCCCCCGCCGGCGCUCGUGCGCACGCGUGGCGGGUCCUCAGAACACUGAGCAGGCGCGGCCUCGUGUCGGCGGGAGGGGGCGAGUGGAGCGGCGCGCGCUGCGUCCCGGCGCUCGGCUUUCCCUCUGUGGGUCCCGCCCUCCGUCGCGGCGGCGCGGUGCACCCUGGGAUAGGGAGCGAUCUCCGAGCGAGGCAGCAAGAUGGACGCGGGAUUCUUCCGCGGAACAAGUGCGGAACAGGAUAAUAGGUUCAGCAACAAACAGAAGAAACUACUGAAGCAGCUGAAGUUUGCAGAAUGCCUAGAAAAAAAGGUGGACAUGAGCAAAGUAAAUUUGGAGGUUAUAAAGCCUUGGAUAACAAAGCGAGUAACAGAAAUCCUUGGGUUUGAAGAUGAUGUUGUGAUUGAGUUUAUAUUCAACCAGCUGGAAGUGAAGAAUCCAGACUCCAAAAUGAUGCAAAUCAACCUGACUGGGUUUUUGAACGGCAAAAAUGCUAGAGAAUUUAUGGGAGAACUGUGGCCCCUGCUGCUAAGUGCACAAGAAAACAUCGCAGGAAUCCCUUCUGCUUUCCUAGAACUGAAGAAAGAAGAAAUAAAACAGAGACAGAUUGAACAAGAAAAAUUAGCAUCUAUGAAAAAGCAAGAUGAAGACAAAGAUAAGAGGGAUAAAGAAGAAAAAGAAAGCAGCAGAGAAAAAAGGGAGAGAUCUCGAAGCCCAAGAAGACGCAAAUCCAGAUCUCCUUCCCCUAGAAGACGAUCUUCCCCUGUCAGGAGAGAGAGGAAGCGCAGUCAUUCUCGGUCUCCCCGUCAUAGAACCAAGAGCCAGAGUCCUUCCCCUGCUCCAGAAAAGAAGGAAAAAACUCCAGAGCUCCCAGAACCUUCAGUGAAAGUAAAAGAACCAUCAGUACAAGAGGCCACUUCUACUAGUGACAUCCUGAAAGUUCCCAAGCCUGAACCUAUGCCAGAGCCUAAAGAACCUUCUCCAGAAAAAAAUUCCAAAAAAGAAAAAGAAAAGGAGAAGACCCGUCCAAGGUCUCGGUCACGUUCCAAAUCAAGAUCUCGGACAAGGUCUCGCUCUCCUUCUCAUACUCGACCUAGACGGCGCCAUAGAUCCCGAUCAAGAUCAUACUCGCCUAGAAGGCGGCCAAGCCCAAGAAGACGCCCAUCUCCUCGAAGAAGAACUCCACCCAGGCGAAUGCCUCCUCCACCAAGGCAUAGAAGGAGUAGAUCUCCAGUGAGACGAAGAAGGCGUUCAUCAGCAUCUUUAUCUGGGAGUAGCUCAUCAUCCUCUUCAUCUCGUUCACGGUCACCGCCAAAGAAGCCACCCAAGAGGACAUCUAGCCCCCCUCGAAAAACUCGUAGGUUAUCUCCUUCAGCAAGUCCUCCAAGGCGAAGGCACAGGCCAUCACCUCCUGCAACUCCACCACCAAAAACUCGGCAUUCCCCAACACCCCAGCAAUCAAAUCGUACAAGAAAAAGUCGUGUUUCUGUGUCUCCAGGGAGAACUUCAGUGACAAAACAUAAAGGUACUGAGAAAAGAGAAUCCCCUUCACCAGCUCCGAAGCCUAGAAAAGUAGAGUUAUCUGAAUCAGAAGAAGAUAAAGGUGGCAAAAUGGCUGCAGCAGAUUCUGUGCAGCAGAGACGCCAGUACAGACGACAGAACCAGCAGUCUUCAUCUGAUUCUGGUUCCUCCUCCUCCUCAGAAGAUGAAAGACCCAAGAGAUCCCAUGUGAAAAAUGGUGAGGUAGGCAGGCGGCGGAGACAUUCCCCUUCCCGGAGCGCCUCUCCGUCUCCAAGAAAGCGCCAAAAAGAGGCUUCUCCUCGGAUGCAGAUGGGAAAGCGAUGGCAAUCGCCAGUGACUAAAAGUGGUAGACGGAGAAGAAGUCCCUCCCCACCACCUACUAGAAGGCGACGUUCACCUUCUCCUGCUCCUCCUCCUCGAAGGCGCCGAUCUCCUACACCACCACCACGACGAAGGACUCCUUCUCCUCCCCCUCGUCGGCGCUCACCUUCUCCUAGAAGAUACUCUCCUCCAAUACAAAGGAGAUACUCUCCUUCUCCACCUCCAAAGAGAAGAACAGCUUCUCCUCCUCCCCCUCCUAAACGAAGGGCAUCACCAUCUCCACCACCAAAGCGUCGGGUCUCUCACUCUCCACCUCCUAAACAAAGAAGUUCCCCAGUCACCAAGAGACGAUCACCUUCAUUAUCAUCAAAGCAUAGGAAAGGAUCUUCGCCAAGCCGCUCUACCCGGGAGCCCCGGUCACCACAACCAAACAAACGGCAUUCGCCCUCACCACGGCCUCGAGUUCCUCAGACCUCCUCAAGUCCUCCACCUGUUCGAAGAGGAGCAUCGCCAUCACCCCAAAGAAGGCAGUCCCCAUCUCCAAGUACUAGGCCCAUUAGGAGAGUCUCCAGGACUCCGGAACCUAAAAAAACAAAAAAGGCUGCUUCACCAAGCCCACAGUCCGUGAGGAGGGUCUCAUCCUCCCGGUCUGUCUCCGGAUCUCCUGAGCCAGCAGCUAAAAAGCUCCCAGCACCUCCAUCCCCUGUCCAGUCUCAGUCACCCUCUACAAACUGGUCACCAGCUGUACCAAUUAAAAAGGCUAAAAGCCCAACACCAAGCCCAUCACCGGCAAGAAAUUCAGAUCAAGAAGGAGGUGGGAAGAAGAAGAAGAAAAAGAAGGACAAGAAACACAAAAAGGAUAAGAAGCACAAGAAGCACAAAAAACACAAGAAGGAAAAGGCUAUGGCUGUAGCUGCCACAGCUCCUGCAACCUCUGCAGCCAUUGCUGCUGCCACAACCACAUCAGCACCAGAAGAACCAGAGACCGCACCAGAGCCUAAGAAGGAGACUGAAAGUGAAGCUGAAGAUAACCUUGAUGACUUAGAAAAGCACCUGCGUGAAAAGGCCCUGAGAUCAAUGCGGAAGGCUCAAGUGUCCCCACAGUCUUAGGUGGAAAUGUUUGUUAUGAUGUAAAUUUUAUUUGGUUUGUACGCAAUUCAAUUUCAAAAUUGCUAAAAUGUGUUUGAGCUUUAGACUAUAACAUUUGUUGUAAUAAUUGCUAGGUUGAAGUUCACCAUGUAAAAAAAAAAAGGGCAUGGAUUUACAUUGCAAAGGUGUCCACAGUGUAUUAGUGACAUUCUUUCAUUGACAGCUGACAUAAAUUCAUUUAGAGGGAAAUAUUUUAAGCCAAAAAAAAAUUCUCUUUUUAAAAAAGGGGGUUUAAAUAUUGUUGGCAUUCUUAUGGUUUCUUUAAAUGCCCCUGGCUAUUCCAGAGGAUUUUUUCCUUUUUUUUUUUUUUUCCUUUUUCUUAACUUUUUCUCCUUUGAGUCUUAGCACCCAUUUAAGUUAUGCUGCCAACCUUGUAUGGUUUGUAAGCUUGCCCAGAAAUAAGACCACUGUUGAAUCUACCACAAAAGUAUAAAUGAAUAUUUUAAUGCCACAUCUUUCCUGUUGCCUGUGGAGUCUCUGCUGAAAUGAAUCAGGAUUUGAGCUCGAGGAUGAGACAGAAUGAAAGCAUGUUGUUUGCCAGGACACUGUGGGUUUAUAUUGACAUGUAACAGGUUGAUUUGGAACACUGGAAUUUCAUUCUAUUUUGUUCUUCUGUUUUUGUUUCUUCUUUUUUUCUUUUAUAAAGGCAAUUAGUCCCAGGGAGGAUCCUUCAGUUACAUAAAAUUUGUUUUAUGCAAUGUCAUGGCUCCAUUCUUAUUUUUGUCUAGUUCUUCCAAUUGGUAUAUACAACUUUCAGAGCUCUUGUAUUUGGAAGGCUGGAAGGGCCCAUACUUUUGAAAUAGUGUCUUGGUUCCACUGUUUUUGUUUUUUUUUUUAACUAAAGCUAUAUAAAGCUUGUGGAUUAAACAGAAUAAAUUUCUAAAUUUAAAAAUGUUUGCCAC
Molecule: messenger RNA, 3900 nt
Organism: Otolemur garnettii (small-eared galago)
Lineage: Eukaryota; Metazoa; Chordata; Mammalia; Primates; Galagidae
Gene: SRRM1
Product: serine and arginine repetitive matrix 1
Exons: 18
Coding region: 209-2959 (916 amino acids)
Biological process (GO): mRNA processing; regulation of mRNA splicing, via spliceosome
Cellular component (GO): spliceosomal complex
Molecular function (GO): RNA binding
Source: RefSeq, a predicted model, not a curated record